Molecule: messenger RNA, 1628 nt
Organism: Glycine soja
Lineage: Eukaryota; Viridiplantae; Streptophyta; Magnoliopsida; Fabales; Fabaceae
Product: transmembrane protein adipocyte-associated 1 homolog
Exons: 6
Coding region: 10-1056 (348 amino acids)
Biological process (GO): G protein-coupled receptor signaling pathway
Cellular component (GO): plasma membrane
Molecular function (GO): G protein-coupled receptor activity
Source: RefSeq, a predicted model, not a curated record
CGGACGAAAAUGCAUUUAAGCUUGAUAUUGUUACACGAAAACUUUCAUCACAAGAGAACAAAGUCUAGCUCCGAUUCGGUGACAGAACCUCCAUCAUCAUCAUCAACUGAAUUCCACGAUCUCGUUGAAGGAAAGAAAACUCUCACUUUGCCACCGACCAAACAAUGUCCAAUGGUUACGAAUUUGCGAUCUUUAGCCCCUGAAACCAUGUCACUGAGUAUGGAAGACCAAGCUCUGUCGCCAGCUGGCAGCGAUCUGAAGUGCGAUGGGUACGGCAUCUUCCUUGUCAUUUCGUCGCUUUUGUUUGUUUUGUAUCUUACGGUGCACGCCAAGAAGAAUCUCAACGGCGUCUGUCGUCGAGGCUCCUAUGUUGUCGUUUCCUAUUAUGCCCUUCUCUGGCUCGUUACGCUUUUCAACCUCGCAUGGUCUUUUCUUCAGCCAUGGCAGUGCUCUCCUGCAAAGGAGGUUGCAUGGAAUCUCCUGUCAUUAUUUACAGCAUCUGGUAUGUUGUGUCUAGAGAUAAGCUUGAUGGCUUUCUUGCUGAAGGAUAACUACAUGAGUGGCAUGGAAGCUCUAGCACACUCUUUCCAUGCAUCAGGAAUUAUUGUCUUUGUGGAUACCCUUCUUAAGGCUAUAUAUGUUUUUGGAUUCGGGGUCCCAUUGUUCAAUCACAAUGUUGGAAGUACACAUACGAUCCAGUGGAGUUUGUGGAUAAUACAUAAAUUAUUGCUUGCUGCAGCAUAUGGUUUUAUUUUAUUUGCAAGUUUCUCCAAAUGGAAAGAGAAGCUGCCUCCGAGGCCAACUUUCUACAACUAUGUUGCUGUAAUGUUUGUCUUCAGUGUGAUUACCCUGUUUGCUUGUGGACUAGCAGCAAUUGGCGCUGGACUCGGCAAUUGGUUGUAUGAUCUCACUGUGCUUUGUUAUCACUCUUUGUAUCUUCCAUUUCUUUACGUAACUUUUCUUGCAGAUUUUUUCCAGGAGGAAGAUUUCCUUUUGGACAACGCAUAUUACUCCGAGAUGAAAGAUGCCGGAUUCUUUGAUGCUGACUGGGAAUAAUUCCUCAAAAAAUUAUAAAUGGAACCGACAGGCUUUUUUUGUCUGUGCACUGUAAACAUUAGACUUUCUAACUAAAUCAAGUUGAACUCUGCUCCGUCAACAUCUCAAUGAUAUGUUGGAUUUGUAUGACCCAACUUGCCUGUGAAAUGCAGCUAUAGGAAUAGUGCUUUUGAAAUUAAUCAUAUUUCUAUUAACCAAGAAAAUAAGCUCCAAAAUCCACACAGCAUUAAGAUAUCUUUCUGAAGAAUAGGUGGUGCCUCAAGUUGUCAUCAGCAACUGCAUUUUGCAAUCCUAAACUCCAUAUUGAAAGUUCAUAGUUUUGGAAAAUCUUGUUCAUCAUCUCCAUUUUCAAGACCCACAUGAUAGGCAACUAAACAUACAUUGGUCUCUGCAUUUUGUAUUUUGUAACAUGCACCUACCAAUGGACAACACUUUCGAUGCCUGGCCUUGGAUUUUUGAAGUGUUGGUUUGCAUUGAAUGGAUCUGCAGGAGAAUUCUUUUUUUUUUUUUUUUUUUACUUCUAAUAAAUGAAUCUAUCAUAAAGAAUGUAAACAUACUUGCUCUGGUUUUGA